AUGUGGAGUGAUCCAAUUGAUUCUGAAAGUGUUGUCGAGUUGGCUCGUUCUCUACAGACAACUGCUCUGAAAUGGCUCAAAAUUAAUCAAAUUGAUGAUAACGGCUUCGAAAUUCUUGCACGAUCUUUGCCACAGACUCUCGUUCAUCUUAAUUUGACUGAAAACAUUAUAAAUAAAGAAAAAAUUUCUACUAUAAUUUCUUGUCUUCAAUCAAAUGGAGAAAAUCUCAAAGAACUGAUUCUCGAUGAUAUUCUUGCAACUCAAUAUUUCCAAAACCAAGCAUCCUCAUCAUUAUCGACUGUCAAAAUCGCAUCGAAUAGAAGUCUGUCAGGAAGAUUGUUGCGUAAGGAAGACCAUCUCCAAUUAAGUCCCCAUGAACUGGAUGACAGUGAUUGGUCCUUAAUGGCUACAGCAUUAACCAAAGAUGAUACGACUUAUCGCAAACUAGAAUUGUUCUUUUCUGACAAAUUUAAUCCAAAUUAUUUGAAUUAUCUUGAAACUCUCUUUGAAACCUGGAGUGAUCCAAUUAAUUCUGAAAGUGUUGUCGAGUUGGCUCGUUCUCUACAAACAACUGCUCUGAAAUGGCUCAAAAUUAAUCAAAUUGAUGAUAAAAGCUUCGAAAUUCUUGCACGAUCUUUGCCACAGACUCUCAUUCAUCUUAAUUUGGCUCAAAACAAUAUAAAUGAAGAAAAAAUUUCUACUAUAAUUUCUUGUCUUCAAUCAAAUGCAGAAAAUCUCAAAGAACUGAUUCUCGAUGAUGAUCUUGCAACUCAAUAUUUCCAAAACCAAGCAUCCUCAUCAUUAUCGACUGUCAAAAUCGCAUCGAAUAAAAGUCUGUCAGGAAAAUUGUUGCGUAAGGAAGACCAUCUUCAAUUAAGUCCCCAUGAACUGGAUGACAGUGAUUGGUCCUUAAUGGCUACAGCAUUAACCAAAGAUGAUACGACUUAUCGCAAACUAGAAUUGUUCUUUUCUGAGAAAUUUAAUCCAAAUUAUUUGAAUUAUCUUGAAACUCUCUUUGGUAAACAGUGUCGAUUGACAAGUUUGAUAAUUCGCAAUUACUUUCUGGAUAAACCAAUUCAAAUUGAAAUAUUACGAAUGUUGAAAGAAAACAAUUCUAUCAACGAAUUAGAAGUCUCGGAAACGAAUUUCGCAGCUUUCAACGAAUUAGGAAAACUUCUUGAAAACAACAACAAAAUCAAACAUGUCAACCUGGUCUACAUUUCACUUAAUGACGAGAAUUGCAUCACAUUGGCUAAUUAUUUAAAGAACAAUCAUGUUCUACAAAGUUUAAAAGUAUAUACAUGUGAAACUGAUGACAUUGGUUUUCAAGCAAUUCUCUCUUCAUUACCAAAUUCAUUAUCUAAAUUAGAAUUCACAUCUAAUCGAAUCAGUGACAAAAUUUUACCUGCAUUACUUACUUUUGUCGAGACUCAUCCGCUUUUAAAACAAAUUUCUCUACAACAAUAUAGUGGAAACAAAAUCUAUUCAACUCUAGUAAAUGGAUCUGAUUUAAUGGCAAAAAUUCAUGAAGUUACAAAUAAAAAUCAUUGUAUUUGUCAAAUUAAAUUUAACUAA
This is a messenger RNA of Rotaria sp. Silwood2, 1575 nucleotides long. NCBI's taxonomy places the organism in Eukaryota, Metazoa, Rotifera, Eurotatoria, Philodinida, Philodinidae. The record is from the annotation of a GenBank genome assembly.